Scutellospora calospora is the source of this 856-nucleotide messenger RNA. The record is from the annotation of a GenBank genome assembly. Lineage: Eukaryota; Fungi; Glomeromycota; Glomeromycetes; Diversisporales; Gigasporaceae.
AUGAAUUCUGUAAUUAUGUCAGAAGUUGAUAAUGUUAAAAUUUCCAAUUCAACAUCAUUUUCAGCUUAUAAUAAUACCUUAAAUCCGAUGUCACCUAAAAAAACUGGUAGUAUUAAACGAAAACAUUCACAUAAUAGAAGGAGUCUUAUUAAUAAUUAUCCAAGUGUAGGAGAAUUACUUUGGGAUAAUGGAAAAAUGUAUAGUGAUGUUAGAUUAUCAUUUGAAGAUCGUGAAGGUUUAGCGACUCGUGCAGGAAUACCUUCAGAACUUCGAUUACAUUCUAUAGUUUUGUUCCAAUCACAAUUCUUUAAAGAACAACUUUCACAAACUUCAUCAAACAUUUCAUCAUUACCAAAAUCUAAUAUGAAAAAAGAAAAACAAAUAAUUGUUAAAUUACCAUAUAAAGUUAACGAAGAAGAUAUGGUAAAUUUUUAUUGUACAUUAAAAUUAAUGUAUACAAAAAAAUGGGACACAGAAUUAGCAAAUAAUCUAGCAAAAGGAGUUGGAUGUUUAUCAGUUUGUUGGGAAAUCGGAUUUCAUGAAGGAAUUGAAGCUUGUUGGAAAUGGUUGGUUAGAAAAUGUAAUCGAGAUAGAAAUAAGGAAAUGUUAAAAAAAUUAAUUAAUGCUUACCCUAGAUUACAUGAAAGAUUUACACAUCAAGUUGAUAAUGUAAAUAAUGAAUCUAUUUCGAAUACAUAUUUACAAAGAGCUCCAAGUUUAACAAAGAGUUCUAGUAAAAAAGGACCUAAUUUACCACAAAGAUCAAUGAGACGAGAAAGUCGACCCAGCAAUGCACGUCGAAGAACAAAAACGAUAGAUGAACAAAUAUUAUCAACACCUUUGUUAAAAUCAUAUA